UAUUGUUGUUAUUAAUCUUAUUAUUAUUAUUAUUAUUAUUAUUAUUAUUAUUAUUAUUAUCCUCACCCAGCUCUCUCGUUACUCACUAUCACUAAUCUCACAGUAUGUGUACCCGGAAGUUAAGCUGUACAUUCUGCUCGAGUAUUAUUUGCAGAUCGACUCCCUGCGUCCCUGUACGUAAAAACGCGUCAGCACGAGGCUACGCAGAUACCCCGCGUACUUCCGCACUAGUUUAGUGUGCAUCAAUAGUACGCACUGUCAUGUCGUCGCGUACUACCUAGUACGCUAGUAAGGCCGCUUUUCCUUUACAGCUCCGGUGGCGAAAAGAAAAGCAACAGAAACUCUCCGCUAUCAACUUGGCGCUAUGAGGGUUCUGGAAGUUGUGGAUAUGGAGUUGGACCCGGACAGAACCUGACAGCGGUGUAAACUUCUACACGGAGUUUAGGAAGAUACUGAAGUGUCAGAAUGACUCGUGUGACUUCUGAGUUGGAGUUGCAAACGCUAGCAGCGUGUAACUACUGCUACCCAGCUGAGGUCCUGGCAGAGGUCAGAGAGGUCACGUCAGCAUUUCCUGACCUGCACUUGUACGUGGAUUAUUACUAUUACCCCAACAAAGAUAGGAAGAAGCUGGUCCACUUGCGUGGCACCAUCCCCAUGCUUUACGAAGGUGCACAGUACAACAUCCCAGUGUGCAUCUGGAUCCACGAGACACACCCCCAGAACCCGCCACGCUGCCUGGUGUGCCCGUUACGCAGCAUGGUGAUCAACAGCAAGAGCAGCAGCGUGGACGCUCAGGGUCACGUCCUCCUGCACUGCCUCAGCAACUGGAAGCAGGGUUGGUCCAACCUGUCCAUCGUCCUGGAGGAGAUGGUCGCUGCGUUCCAGCGUGAGCCGCCUCUUUUCUCCAGAUCUCCAAAUCUCGCCUCUAGCGCCAAGCAGCGUUCGCUCGUGGAGCAGCGCGAUCUUCACAGACCUGAUCAGACCCCCGGGAGUGGGAACUCCGUACACAGGAAGUUCUCUCACCCUGAAAUGUCCUCAUCGGCUCUGGCCCAGUCAGCAAACAGCUCUCAGAGUGUGAAGGGGAGUCAGUCUCAGGACGGCGUAGGAGAUCUGAGCGGUGUGAAGAGGUCGUACACACAGGAGCUGCUGGAUUUCGGGAUUUCGUUCGGAACACCGAACCUCCAGAGAAACCCGACUAACCCGUUCAUCACUGCCCCAAAUAUGAACGCCUCCGAUCCAGAUGACAUCAGCAACCUGUUUAAAAGCCUUCAGCUGGAAAGAAUAAACAUGCACCAACUUUACAAAGACAAGGACAUUCCACAGGCGUGGAGGCAGAGUCAGGGGCACGAGGAGGGAUCUUGGGCCCAGCCGAGGUUACUCGAUGACGGACACAGAGUCUUAGUGAGCCACCUGCCCGUGGGCGUCUCUCCUCAGAGGAUGAAGAACAAACUGACCAUUUACUUUCAGAGGAAGCAGAACAGAGGCGGCGAGGUACUGGCUGUCACGUACCCUUCAGCUCAGCCGGACCAGGCGGUGAUCACCUUCAGGAACUACGGAGACGCAGCGCAUGUCCUGAAAGAGCCGAGCAGGAUUAUCACAGUGGACGAACAUCAAAUUCUCAUCCAGCUCCAAAACUUCAGGAGCUCACAAGUCCCCAUCCCUAAGGGCGUCCAGGGCGAGAAAGCCGAGAUGUUCAUCAUCAUCCUGAGUCAGGAGGGCUGCACUUUCACCCCCGCAGAUGUGCUGGAGGCGGUUCAGGCGUGCCGAGACAUCCCGUCUGCUCUCAAAUACCUCUCUCACGACUGCCCCAUCUGCCAGGAGCAGGUGUCCUUCAGCAAGAUGAUCACCAUGACGCACUGCUCGUGUACGUUCUGCGAAAGCUGCUUCAAGGCCUACUUCUCGUCCGUCAUCAAAGAGAAGAGCAUCGAGCACGCGGUGUGUCCGCUGUGUAACGAGCCGGACGUGCGCGCGGCAGGACACAGGGAGGAGUCCAUGGAGUACUUCAACCUUCUCGACACGCAGAUCAGGCACUAUCUGGACACGCAGACGCAUGAGCUGUUUCAGAGGAAGCUGAGGGACCGGGCUCUGCAGGAGAUGCCUAACUUCCGCUGGUGUGCUCAUUGUUCUUUCGGACUUCUUCACGAAGCGGACAGACUGAGGAUGGACUGCCCCAGCUGCCAGAAGAGCAUGUGCUUUAAGUGCAAAAGCCCUUGGGCUUCCCAGCAUGAAGGACUUUCCUGCGAGAAGUUCAAGGAGUGGCUGCAGCUCAACAGCCCCGAGUUCCAAAACUCGCGUCUGGAGCUCCUCCUCAGCCGGAACAAGAUAGAUUGCCCCAAAUGCAAGUUCCGGUUCUUUCUGUCUAAAGGCGGCUGUUUACAUUUUAAGUGCACUCAAUGCCAGCACGAGUUCUGCGGAGGCUGCAGUCGGCCGUUCAGGAUAGGCGCGGCGUGUGAUUUCUCCGCUGAAUGUGCUGCUAAGGGUUUACACGCCCAUCACCCCAGGGACUGUCUGUACCACCUCCGAGACUGGAGUGUAGCCAGACUGCGCAGUCUAUUGCUGCACCACGGCGUGUCCCAUCCGUUCGUGUCCAGACGGAAAGACGACGACGGGAAAAAGGCUUCGAAAGGUGUGUGCGGAGUAAUGGAGCACAAAGAGACCGGCAGCGCGAAAGAAGAUCCGUGCGGGCGUCCGACUUUCCACGACUAUAACGGCUACUGCACGCUUCAUUAUAAGGAGUGUCUGGUGGAGCUGAUUAACCAGAACCGCCUCGAUCCGGCGGUGCUGCUCGAGGGACCCGAACUGCUCGCCGAACUGGGCCGCUGGAAGAUCCCCGUCCCGGAGAAACAACCCCUGGAGUCAGACAAGACCUACAAGGAGCGCCUCAGACAGAUGUUGAUCCAGAGGGUGGGUUUGACCGCAAGCGUCGCUUCGAUGUCAAACCCGGCUGCUCCACCCACACCUUCGCCUUCUCCCACCUCCCCGCCGCUCGCCGCCGCUCCCUGGUACUCGGUGCUGAACCCGGGCAGAACCAAAGCUGAAGACUCGCAACUGCUGCUGCUGCUCAACGAUUGAGGAGAGUCUUUUAAAAUCGUUCUCGCACGCUGAGGAAGAUCCAAUCGAUCUCCAGCGUGUAUCCACUGUGCCCUGAGGUUUUAUCGCUACCAGAGUAGCACACCUGAUCCAUUCAGCAGGUACACUCCUGAACCAGGACGUUGCUUCAGUUGUUUUAGUUUCCAGCUUUUUAUUCUUUUUUUUUUUUUUUGGUUCUCAGUGCAGUUAUGCAGAAUGAAAUCUGUAAGUAUUUACACUCGUUGGGUUUUGGCGCUGUAUCACAGCACAAUGUUUAUCAAGCACUUUAUACUCGAGGAGGAAGAUCUCUCUCUCUCUCUCUCUCUCCAUUCGCUCAAGCUUCACGUUCGUCCGCGUUUAUCUCUCUUUCUCUAGUUUGAUGAUAACGAGAGCAUUUUGUACAGUACACACAAUUUUUUUGGGAGCUAAUGGCUGCAACCUGUUCGUGUUUUAUAAUUUGUAUUUAAUUAUUAUUAAUGUUUGAAUAAUUUAUUGCGUUUUUAAUGAUUUUGAAUUGUAGUCACAUGGUUUUUUUUUUUUAAUAACAGGAAGUAAGUCUACAAGACGAACCAAUCGCUUUCGAACGUGUUUUUUUUUUUUUUUCACUACAGGUACAAAAAAAAAAUUGACUCUGAAAAGUUAAAUGACCUUCUUUUGGUUUAUUCGAAGAAAUAGUUUUUUUUCCCCGUUUAUUUAUUUUAUUUGGAAGGAGUCUCCAGUGUCAGCGUACCUUUUCCGGUGUAAUUAGGACAGAGGAGUUUACGCUUUUUCUCGUUGCCUUGUCAACUUCAAGAGAGAGAAAAAGAAAGAGGCCGGUGAACGAGACGACGGGUUUGUGACGGACGUUCCACGACGUUGAACGCGACUAUAAACGGAGCAAAAGUACGACGCAUCAUUCCACGAUAAAAAUUGUAAUCGUUGCUCUGAAAGCAUAAAAGACUUUGUAACGUGCGGUUAUACGAAAACGAUCGACUUUAGGAAAAGGGAACAACCCGUAACCCCGCUCGAUCACGUCGAUUGUUUUCCUCUAACAGCACAGCACCGAGUUUUCUGAAAAUAUUUCGCAUGCAUUAGUGUUAGCAUACAGAGCCAAAACGAAUGCUAACAGACUGCACUGAAUUUUACCCGAGCUUACGCUCUCACGUGUGUGUUUUAUUUACAUUUUUUUAUAUAUAUAUAUAGAAGUGUGAGACUCGUCUAAACUGUGCACACCGCACUAAAACACUGACCAUGUCCCAGUGUCUCCUCGUUCUUCUUCUUCUCCUCUGUGCAUUCAUUUCAAAAGAGUUCCACGGGAGUAACCGUCACGUUUCUGAUUUAAAGAGCACAGGAAUGCAGGUUUUAUUGAUCGUGGCGUGAGCAUUAAACACAGAGGGGACGUUGUGAAUAACUGGGAUAAUAAAAUAUUUUUCUAUCA
Messenger RNA from Ictalurus furcatus (blue catfish), 4486 nucleotides. RefSeq lists its product as uncharacterized. The coding region runs from base 466 to 3072 and encodes 868 amino acids. Gene Ontology annotation, biological process: protein transport; protein linear polyubiquitination. The record is from RefSeq and is a predicted model, not a curated record. Lineage: Eukaryota; Metazoa; Chordata; Actinopteri; Siluriformes; Ictaluridae. The transcript has 21 exons. Gene Ontology annotation, molecular function: linear polyubiquitin binding; K48-linked polyubiquitin modification-dependent protein binding; K63-linked polyubiquitin modification-dependent protein binding. Gene Ontology annotation, cellular component: LUBAC complex.